Messenger RNA from Sporothrix brasiliensis 5110, 1269 nucleotides. RefSeq lists its product as uncharacterized. The record is from RefSeq and is a predicted model, not a curated record. NCBI's taxonomy places the organism in Eukaryota, Fungi, Ascomycota, Sordariomycetes, Ophiostomatales, Ophiostomataceae. Gene Ontology annotation, molecular function: hydrolase activity. The coding region runs from base 1 to 1269 and encodes 422 amino acids. The transcript has 2 exons.
AUGGAGCCUAGCCAAUCUGAAGAAGUAGCCCAUCGUGCUACAAGGUCGACCGUCUUUACCAGGCUGUUGUUUAUUGGCGCCGUCGUUUCCCUACUACCCAAGAUCCUGGCUUUGUUCAUCCUGCGCAAACUUUUGGGGCCUCGCUCAGACGUUCCGGGGGAUCUGCAACGAUCGAUUGUUCGCGGAGCCACUACCCUGCCGUUGCGCCUUUUGCAUGGCCGCCGCCCACCGUUUGAUGUCGAGUCUGUGCUGGCGGCGCCCCGUUUCAGGAACUACGACCGCCAGCUCUGCACCAAGGUCUCGACUGGGCUGGGAUCGGCCUACUGGGUUUGCAAGGGACGCCCGCGCGGCUCGUCACAGCCGCCGCGGAAGCAGCAUCCAGACCCGCGCGAGAGCGACCUCGUGCUCUUCUACCUGCAUGGCGGCGCCUAUGUGUAUGGCGAACCUUUGGGCUCGACGCUGCUUCUGCUGAGGGCCGCCGAGAUCGCGGCCGCGCGCGGCGUCAAUGUCAGCAUCUUCACCGUCGGCUACACGCUGGCGCCAACAGGCACGUUUCCCCUGCAGCAGCGACAAGCGGUGGCGGCGUACCGGUAUCUGCUAGAUGUCGAGCGCGUCUCGCCCGACCAGAUUGUCGUGAGCGGCGAAUCGGCGGGCGCGCACCUGGCCCUGACGUGCCUGAUGGGCAUUGCCCAGGCAAAGCUUCCGACACCGGCGGCCUCGCUCCUGCUCUUCCCUUGGAUCAGCCUGACGAACUCGUCGCCGUCCUUUGAGCGGAACAAGUACAAGGACGUGCUCACCAAGUCACUGCUGGACCGCUGUGCCGCAGAGGUGCUUGGUAAAGACGCAGGAGCAGGAGCAGGAGCAGGAACGGGCUCCAACAUCUACGAGGGCGUCAACUGGGACCAGUUGGAGCUUGUGGACCUGACGCGCCAGCCAACCAAGGACAAAGGCGCGACGCCCCUGGCUUGGAACCAGAUUCUUCCGUCCUUCACGUGGAUCAAUGUAGGCGAACACGACAUGUUCUUCGAUGACAUCCAGACGUUUAUUCGCCAGGCGGAAGCGGACGGAGCACGCGUUCAGCUGGAUAUGACGCAGAAGAAGCCGCACGGUUGGCACUCCGGCGACAGAUCCAAGGCGAACGAAUUCGUGCAAAUGGACCCAGACGAGGCAGUGCCGGAAGGGAUGCUUCCCGGCUGUGACAAUGUUGGCCAGGCCCUCCUUCGGGUCUGGGACGAGGCCGUGAGUAAAAGCAGCCGGGCCAGGCUGUGA